Molecule: messenger RNA, 1140 nt
Organism: Chelonus insularis
Lineage: Eukaryota; Metazoa; Arthropoda; Insecta; Hymenoptera; Braconidae
Biological process (GO): animal organ morphogenesis
Molecular function (GO): BMP binding; receptor ligand activity
Source: RefSeq, a predicted model, not a curated record
UUAGAAUGAAGGGGUGAACUAGUUAAUUACCAGCCCAAGUGUGAGGUUUCAGUCCUUUCAUUCACUUACCUAUACAGUUUUUGUUGCGCCGCUUGAGAGAUCUAGAUCUUUAUCGUAAUCGGAGGGCGAUGAAAACUUGGAGAAUAAUGGAGCCAACGAAGAAAUUUGCAACAAUAGUUAUUCUUCUGAUUUGCAUCCUUCUUAGCCAAGCUCAUCGGGAGCAUAAGGUUCAUAAUAUUGUACUUUAUCCCGAUAAGCAUAGUUGGUGCAAAACAACACCAAUCAAGCAAGUUGUAACUUGGCCUCAAUGUUCUUCGCAAGAACUUGACAACAACGUCUGUGUAGGAGCCUGUUUCUCUUACAUGGUACCUCAUAGCGAGCCUUCAGCUCCAGGAGACCUUAUCAGACCUUAUUGUGACUCUUGCCAGCCUUUAGAUAGCAUAUGGCAUACAGUAACUUUAGAUUGCAAAGAUGAGGACAAUAAUCCAACAAAAAUGUUGAAAAAAGUCCAAAUUAUAACAAAUUGCUCAUGUAGCUCCUGCAUGGAAACAUCAAGAAUUAAAUCUGACUAUAAUACACUUUUACAAUCAAUUGUCGAUAUAAAUAUUGACAAGAAUGUCAAUCAAGUUCAUGAAACACCUGAUCUACUAUUGAACCCUAAUUUAAAUUCGUCUAAAAAUGUGACAAAAGACGGAGUCCAAGCCAAUGAACGAUUUUUACAAUUAUUCAAACACUUGAAGGAUAAUAAGAAAAUUGAUGAGGCAGUGGCAAAAGAAAUAUUCACCAAGUUUGAGGAAGAAGUUGAUCUGGAGAAUCUAAAAGAAUUAUUGAAGAAAUAUGGACAUGAGGAUGAGUAUGAGAAGCACCAGAGUCACCAUAAUCAAGUCAAAAUCUACAAAGAACAAGAAGAAAUUGAAAAGAGUCAUCAUCAUGAAAACCAUCAUCCAGGACAUCAUAUUGGACCCCAUCAUUCCAUUGUAUUGGAUUCUGAUGUGAAAGAAAAAAUAGAUGUUGAACCACAUUAUUUACAUCCCGCUGUAGCAGGCCAAGAAAUAAGUUAUCAUGACAAUGUAUUGGUUGAUAAAAGUAAAAAAAAAGACUUUUAAAUAAAAGUAUUUAAUAAAGUGAAUAUACAAAUUA